AUGAAAUUCAUCUCAAAACAUCGUGUCAGUGAUGAUUAUUUCGAUUGUUUUUACGAAGAAGAUGAAUUUAUCAUGCAAAACGCUACUGUUAUGAGUAAUCUCAAUUUGACAUAUCAUUUUAAAUGUGCAGGAACCAAUGAAUGGUUUUCACGCCCACUGAUUGGCAGCGGUCAGUGUUUGGAUUACUCCGAUACAUUGCACGUCGGAAGUUGCAAAAUAGCGUCUGAUAUUGGUUGUCAGUUUCUUCGAAAUCUUUAUCCGCCGCAUGUCGAUUAUGUAUUUCAAGAAAACUGUAACGGCAUUGCGAGGUCCACUUUUCGUGGUACCAACGAAACGGACGAAGCAAAUUGUGAAGAAUGGCCAUGGCCAACAUAUGGGCAAUGUGAUGGCUACUGGGAUGCCAGCAAUGGAGAGGACGAACUGAAUUGUCCGAACACAAUUCUCUCAUAUAUCACACACACAGUUUUCAAAUGUAGCGUGAACGAACAUUAUUGUGCUCAUUCGAAUAGAACUAUGGGUUGUCUAUCAAAAGAACGCGCAGGAGACGGGAUUGUCGAUUGUUUAGGAGAAACAGAUGAAAGAACAACGUCAUGUGCUUUUUUAUAUCCUCUGCACCCAUUUCGAUGUUCUAAUGGCGAUUGCAUAAGCUUAGCUGUCAUUUGUGAUAGAGAAAAUGAUUGUUCCAAACGCGAUGACGAAUUAAUAUGUUCUUGGAUUCCAAUUAAUUCAUGCAAACGUGGUAACUUCAACUGCAACGAAUUUUGCAUUCCAAGGACGAGUCAGUGUGAUGGAAUCAUUGACUGUCCACCAAGUGGUCAAGACGAAUGGUUCUGCGAUCUUAGGUACCGAAGGAUACCGCAAUUCUCUCUUGAUAAAAUUGAAAAAUAUCCUCCUGUCAUCGUUUCACCAGAUGUAAUGAUUACCACUGUUUUUCAUUCGCCUAAGUCAUUACCAGUUCAGAUCCUACUCAAAAGUGAAAGUAUCGAUUUCCUGGAAGACUGGCUUUGCAAUCGUGGCAUUCGCGUCACAAAAAGAUCUUUGAUCAUUGAAUGUCUGUGCCCUCCGAGCUACUACGGUCCAAGAUGUCAAUAUCAGGCAGAGCGUUUGUUAAUCACUAUUCGAGUCGAUACACCAGCCACUCUAAGUGGACAUUAG
This is a messenger RNA of Rotaria socialis, 1155 nucleotides long. Lineage: Eukaryota; Metazoa; Rotifera; Eurotatoria; Philodinida; Philodinidae. The record is from the annotation of a GenBank genome assembly.